Messenger RNA from Panicum virgatum (switchgrass), 2547 nucleotides. RefSeq lists its product as uncharacterized. NCBI's taxonomy places the organism in Eukaryota, Viridiplantae, Streptophyta, Magnoliopsida, Poales, Poaceae. The transcript has 3 exons. The coding region runs from base 283 to 2340 and encodes 685 amino acids. The record is from RefSeq and is a predicted model, not a curated record.
UAAUCCCUCUCAUUGUCCAGUCCCCACCCCCUCCCCUCUCUCCUGCAAGGCUGCACCGGCGCACCAGUGCACCACCCACUCGGUCUCUCCUCUCAACGCCCCCAUCCCCGGGCCCCUCCGCACGCGGCACGCCACCGGCGUCGAAGAGGACGAGGCCCUCUCCUCCUGCGCAAGCCCAGGACGCGACCCUCCACGGCAUUCUCGUCUGCGUGCUGCUCCCCCGCGGCGGCGGCUUCGGCUUCCCCGGCGGGCCCGACGAAAAGGACACCGGCCCUCCGCCGCAUGCUCGACGGCCGAGCCACGCCGGUCGCCGCUCUCGCGGACGUUGAUGCUGCAGAACACAUUUUCAAGAGCAGAGCAAUGGCAGAUGGAGGGCUGUUGCACCUGUGGAGCAACUGGGGGAUACAAAUCAUGGUCGUUGCAAGCUUUGUGCUGCAAGUGUUGCUCCUUGCCUGUGGAGGAACCCGGCGGCAUAGCUCCUCUACCAUGCUGAGGAUUAUCCUCUGGCUGGCGUACCUGUCAGCAGACUCGACGGCGAUAUACACACUGGGACACUUAUCGGUCGCCAGCAGCUCUCGGGAGCACCUACUGGUGGCAUUCUGGGCGCCAUUCCUGCUGCUGCACCUCGGCGGCCCGGACAACAUCACCGCCUAUGCGCUGGAGGACAACAGGCUAUGGCUGCGCCACCUGCAGACCCUCGCUGUGCAGGUGCUGGGAGCCGCUUAUGUCAUCUACAAGUUCAUCUUUAGUAGCCGCAGCCAUGACGGCACCUUGCUCCUUCUUGCUGCUUCCAUCUCCAUGUUUGCUGCCGGUCUUGCCAAGUAUGGCGAGAGGGUAUGGGCACUCAAGUGUGGCAACAUCAGCAGCAUCACCAGCAGCUUCGACAAGUCAGAUGGCAAGGUUAGGGUUCCGGAGCCAUUGAACCAUCUCCCGAGGGAUGGAGGGGAAAUUGGUAAAGAGAAAAUCCUGCUUGGAGCUCAUACACAUUUUGAUAUCUGCAAGGGUGCCUUCACAGAUGCCACAAUGAAAGUACAUGAUUCCACAGGAUCUAAUACAGUUCCUUCAGAAUCUAUGAUCGCUGACCUAUACAAGUUGGUGGAGAUGGAGCUGUCUCUGAUGUAUGACAUCCUGUACACCAAGGCAGCUGUGAUCCACACAUGGUAUGGCAUCUGCAUCCACUGCAUUUCUCUGCUUGGUACAGUUGCCGCGUUCCUGCUGUUUCAACUCAGCAUCGGCAGCAGCGGAGAUGGGUACAGCAGGGUAGAUGUGGUUAUCAGCUAUGUUUUGCUGGCUGGAGCUUUGGUCCUGGAGGCCAUGUCACUGUGCAAGGCCAUCCUAUCCACCUGGACAUGCUCUUUCUUGUACAGGAUUGGAUCGAAGAGGCUGGCUGAUGCCAUCACUUACCUUCGAUGGCGUGUGCGCUGGCCGGCAAGGAGGAGACUCUGGUCAGGUUCCAUUGGGCAGUAUAACUUGUUAGAUAUGUCAGUCAGUGACAGGAAAGGGAUAAUGUGCUGGCUGGCAAAGAAGCUGGGGCUCCAGCACUGGUGGCACGAGCUGCGUUUUUCGGGUACUUUCUCGGGCAACGAGUUUUGCUCAGUGGAGGACCUCAAGGUGUUGGUGUGGAGGGAAAUGGUGACAAGGGAUACAGGAGUGAACUCAAGGGGUAGCGCUGCACUGCAAAGGAACAACUGUGCCAGAUAUAACUGGAGUGUCAAUGACAUGGACUUGGACAGGAGCAUCCUUGUGUGGCACAUUGUAACUGAUUUGGUCAUACGGCUCCCCAGGGGUGAAGAAAAGGUCAACAAAAGGCUUGCCGAGGUUACCAAGCUGCUGUCUAAUUAUAUGAUGUUCCUUCUGGUGGUAAAACCAGACAUGCUGCCUGGCCGUUCGCGCCGCAAUUUAUACCUCAGUGCUUGCAACGAAUUGAACUGCCAUUGGAGUGACUGCUCAAAGGCAUGGAGUCCGUGGGAGGAAGCUGAGUCAUGGCGACAGGCAGAUACGCUUGCCGAUUGGUUAUUAGGGGAUUUGUAUCACAACCUGCAAAAGGAUGACCGAUCCGAGAAAAUUGAUAUUGAGGGCCAUGUAGAAGAAGCACCUGAGCAUGCAAAGGAUGUUUAUAACGCGAUAUGGAUCUAUGAAAGCCUUCGGACCAGCCCCCGUGAUAAAGCUACAUGGUUGGAAAUAAUCUUCCAGCUGUGGGUGGAAAUGAUAAUGCAUGUCGCGGAGCACUGCAGCCGAGAUUGUCAUGCCAGGCAGCUUAGUCAUGGUGGCGAGUUCAUUACUAUCAUGUGGCUUAUGGUGCCCCACCUUAACUACUACUCCCUCCAUUCUCGAAUAUAGCCACUUCUAAAUAUUCUCAGGCAGAUUAACAAAAGGAGAAAAUUCCUUAUAGGACACUAAAAAAGCUUGUUCCCAAUUUAGCACUCAAAGUUCAAAUCUUCCUUGUAUAGCCUCGUGUAAAAUUUUUGUUCCCAAACUAACACUUCCAUCACUUUGGGCAUCUUCUAUUAUGAACUGUCAUGUGGGCCACAUGUAAAAAGCUGAAAA